Ylistrum balloti is the source of this 1881-nucleotide messenger RNA. Its product is annotated as sodium- and chloride-dependent glycine transporter 2-like. Bases 1 to 1881 code for a protein of 626 amino acids. The transcript has 13 exons. Gene Ontology annotation, biological process: sodium ion transmembrane transport. The record is from RefSeq and is a predicted model, not a curated record. NCBI's taxonomy places the organism in Eukaryota, Metazoa, Mollusca, Bivalvia, Pectinida, Pectinidae. Gene Ontology annotation, cellular component: membrane.
AUGAUUACGAGGGGAGAAGAAGGUGCUCAGCUGUCCGCAUUUAUAGAGUCAAACAAAGAAGAUGGAGAUAGAACAGUAUGGUCCAAAAAAAUUGAAGGCAUGCUUUCCUUUCUGGGACUGUGUGUGGGACUCGGAAAUCUGUGGAGGUUUCCUUACCUAUGUAUGCGAAAUGGAGGUGGGGCGUUCCUUAUUCCAUUCUUGCUGUGCUUGCUUUUCUGUGGUUUCCCGUUGUUUUUCUUGGAAGUGAGUUUAGCUCAGUUCACAGGCAAAGACGCACUGCACACCUGGGAAGUUUGCCCAAUUUUUCGAGGUAUUGGACACGGAAUGGUCAUUGCCACUUUUGUGAUGACAUUUUACUACAACGCUAAUACAGCAUGGAUCAUGUUUUACCUCGGGAACUCCUUCAUUACCCCUCUUCCUUGGAGAAGCUGUGACAAUGACUGGAACACAGAUUUCUGUGUUAGUUCUAGGUCAUUCAACGCAUCAGAAUCUGCGACCAACUUCACACGUGGCAAUUUGUAUGACGAAACCAGAUUGACGACAGCAAAUAUCAGUUACCUGCAAAAUUCAAAUGUGACAUUCCCCGAUGGGCAAAUCAAACAUAAAUAUAUUACAGCUGAAGAGGAAUUCUGGCAGUAUAGAACCCUCGAGAUAUCUAAGGGGAUAGACGUCCUUGGUCACAUACCAUGGCACUUAGCUGUCUGUUUCCUCGCCGCGUGGACGUUGGUGACUCUGUGUCUGAUAAAGGGAGUGAAAUCCAUGGGAAAGGUAGUAUAUCUGACUGCAACGUUGCCAUAUGUACUAUUGACGGUUAUCCUGAUACGAGCCAGUUUUCUUCCUGGAGCUACAGAUGGGAUGUUAUUCCUUUUAAGUCCCGAUUUUGAGAAAUUAGGACAACCUCAGGUUUGGGUAGAAGCUGCUUUACAAGUGUUUUACUCCCUUUGUCCGGCCUGGGGACAACUGAUGACAAUGGCUAGUUACAACACGUUCCAUAACAAUUGUUACAGGGACUCCAUUAUACUUACCAUCCUUGGGGAAGGUACCAGUAUAUACGGCGGGUUUGUGGUGUUUGCUGUGAUUGGAUACAUGGCCCACGACGCCAAUUUACCUAUAGCUACUGUAGUGAAAUCAGGUCCUGGUUUAGGGUUUGCGGUAUAUCCAGAGGCUCUAGCUAAACUACCUCUUCCAAACCUAUGGGCCGUGUUGUUCUUCCUAAUGUUGCUUUGUGUGGCUUUGGAUAGUCAGUUUGCUUGCGUGGAAAUGGUGAUAGCGGCAGCCAUGAAUCAUUUUCAAUCACUGCGGAAGAAGCAACUUGUAAUGACCAUUUGUGUAUCCAUGGCCUUGUUCUUACUUGGACUAUUCUUCUGUACACAGGCCGGGAUAUACGUCUACCAAAUAUUAGACUGGUAUGUUGCUGUGUCCUUACCCAUCCUUGGUUUUAUCGAGUGUAUCAUAUUUGGAUGGAUAUACGGGGCAGAACGGUUUUCAAAAGAUGUGAACAUGAUGCUUGGUCGUCAAAUUCCUGUGUUUGUUCGGAUAUGCUGGUGUUUUAUAAACCCUAUCGUACUUCUGGUACUCUUUGUGUUCACAUUUGUAUCAUACGAGCCCCCAACAUACGGAGACUAUGUGUACCCAUCUUACGCUAAUAUCAUUGGAUGGUUGAUAGGAAUGCUUCCCAUAGUACCCGUGGUUUUGGUUGGAAUCAUGACCGUCUUGAAAACCCCUGGACAGUCAAUGUUCGAGAAAUUUAAAGCGUCUUUCAAACCCUCACCAUACUGGAAACCUAUAUCUAAAAAGCAUGCAAUGGACUAUCACAGUGACAACAGCACGGCGUCACUCGGACUCUUGGAACAAAUGAAACUUAAUAUUUUGGGGAAAUAG